Messenger RNA from Bactrocera latifrons, 1839 nucleotides. Its product is annotated as protein turtle-like. Gene Ontology annotation, cellular component: external side of plasma membrane. NCBI's taxonomy places the organism in Eukaryota, Metazoa, Arthropoda, Insecta, Diptera, Tephritidae. The transcript has 5 exons. Gene Ontology annotation, biological process: cell surface receptor signaling pathway; cellular response to lipopolysaccharide; immune response. The record is from RefSeq and is a predicted model, not a curated record. The annotation marks the transcript as partial.
GUCAAGCGAACGUGUUCGGUUAAUCAAAGCGUGUGCCCUACACUGUAAUAGAUACACAGGCCGUCGGAAAAUUCUWUGCUUGCCACAGUCAGCAGCAACACCACCACCACCACUACUACUAGCAUCACAGCUAUUCACCAACAGCGCCCCAACCACUAAAAUCAUUAACCCGAUAUAUGCGCGUGCAUGUAUAUGUGUUUGCGUGUGCGCGCAAGUGUAUGUGUGUGAGUGUUUUCAGUAAAGCAAAUUGAAGUGAAGUUGCCAGCUUUAAGGCAGCAAAUGUGCUAGAAUCGCUCGAUUAAGUGGUGAAAAUCUUCAAAAACAAGUUCGCAUAGACGUGAGUUUCGCGUGUGAAAGGUGAAGGCGAAAUUUUUCAAUUAACACCAAAACAAUACAGGGUGUAAGUGCGCUCUGAAACACACRAAGAAGUUACAACUCAGAACAGCAACAAAAACUGCUUAUAAGUGAAUUGUAAACGAGAAAAGCAACAAACAAAACCAAAUCAAAAAUUCACAGAGAAAUCACUUAUAAUAAUAAAAUCAGCAGGCUGGGUUGCCUGUCAACGCGCCCACGUAAAAAGUGCUUAACAACUGCCCCAAAACCCAAGCAGCGGCUGGGGAGCGCCAGGUAUUAAGGGCUUAUUCGUGAAAACGUGUAAUUCAUACUUUAAUGCAGUGAGAAAAGUCAAAAAAACAAAUACAAUAAACACCACCACUCGCCCCAAAGUCAGCAUCGAAGUGUGCACRAAAAGCGAGCGCGUUUGUAAAGUGGACUUGUGAAAGUAUCAAUUUCAGACGCCUCUUUUUGAAAGCAACAAAAAGUCAAUAAGUGUUUACAGAUAUAUUUGCUGAAAUAUCCAAAUUUAUUUUGCAUUCGCUGCGGCAACCAUAUCAUCACUUUUUCCSUCAGCUUCGUCACACAGUAACUCCGACAUUCAUUGGUACGUCAAGUUGGAUAAUGAAUGCGCAAAAAAGAUGACGCCGCUGCAAUGAGGACGAUCCGUUAGCGGCAUUGACUAUGGGACCAGAGGCAUGGGCGUGUGUGCGGACCCUGGGUCUUACCGGUGGUGUCAGGCAUUAAGCCGGUCGCGAUCAUCGUUCGCCACAAACAACAACAACAACAACAAUAACGAUUGUUACACUACAACAACAACAACAACAACAGAAAAUUCAAACAAUAUCAACCAGCAGGCGAUUUCACACCAAGCUGUAAUAACAAAAACAACAACCAUUUCGAAAUCACUUGCAAACCGCAAAUCAACGAAAAUCCCAACAAUUGAUGAAAAUUCGAAAAUCAACCAAAGCAGCAGAGAGCCAGCGCACAACAAGAGGGCGAGCAGCAACAACAAUAAGUAUAGCAACAGCAUAAACCGCUGGCAGCAAACUCAUCAGUUUAUCAUAUUACUGCUGGUUUUGCUGUUGCAAACCACACAUGCAAACAUACCAGAAGAUGCAGUACACAUUACAGCGAUACUCGGCGAAGGUGUCAUCUUCAAUUGUCACGUCGAAUUUCCCAAUGAUCAUCCGGUGCCGUAUGUCCUACAGUGGGACAAGAAGGGUUCCGAUUUGCCCAUCUAUAUAUGGUAUGAAAGCUAUCCGGAGCACAUCGAAGAGGGCUACAAGGGCCGUGUGUCACGCGUCUCACAGGACUCACCGUUCGGUUCGGCCUCACUCAAUUUGACCAACAUCAAGGAGUCGGAUCAAGGCUGGUAUGAGUGUAAAGUGGUAUUUUUAAAUCGUGAUCCCAAGCAGCAUAAGAACGGUACAUGGUUCCAUUUAGACGUACAUGCACCGCCACGUUUUAGUGUUACACCAGAGGAUAUUAUAUAUGUUAAUUUAG